Linum trigynum is the source of this 2377-nucleotide messenger RNA. The record is from the annotation of a GenBank genome assembly. Lineage: Eukaryota; Viridiplantae; Streptophyta; Magnoliopsida; Malpighiales; Linaceae.
UAUUCGGUUGCAGGCUGCAAUGACAUGAGAGCAAAUAAUUUUAUUUCCUUGAAAUUCCCACAAGUUCAAAAUCCCGCCCGAUUGUGGUCGUCGAAGUGCACUAUGAGUGUGUUCGAACCCGUCAUUUUGAAAUUGCUUGGAGGAGUCUGAACUACAUGACAAACAAAUUCACUAAUUACUAACUAAACAAAAUUAUAAUUGCAUUUUAAUAAUAUAAUUAAAAAAAUAAAUGUGUCUCUUACCUAGCCAUCUUUGCAGCAACCAACAUAGCUCCUCCCUCUCGUUUAGCUUACUCGUAUUAGUUUUUGGUGUGGUGAGGAGCAACUGAAAAGAAAGCCUGACAUAUAUGCUGAAGUGGGUGGGCAAGGUAGUCAGUCCGCAUAAGACUCAUGCGAAACCGCUGGUCAACAUUUGGGGAAUUUGUAAGCAAAAUAAAGAAAAAGCCAAUGGAAUCAAACCAAUCUCACGCGGCCCCGAUGGUCAAUAUUUUAGGAAAUUCACCGAAAUGAAAACAAAGACAGUGCCACUCAGAACCAAAAAAAAAAAAAAAGAUAUAGCCCGCCAGUUUCACGCAUGUCCGCGCUUUUUACAUAAAAAAUCUUAAAUAGCAGAUCCGCUUUAGUCUGAUGCGAACGCGCUCUCUUCCCCUCUAAAACACAGUAUUUGUGUCAAUAAAUUUAAAACCGCCAUAUUUGUGAUAAAUUGAAAAAAAUUACAAUAUUUUGGAAAUUACCUCUCAAAAUCCCCAUUUUCAAAUCCAACAAGCAAACACAUUAUAGGGGUCGUUUGGAUUAGGGUUUUGUUUGAGGGAUUUGGGUACAAUCUCUCAAAGUGAGGGAUUUUAAUUAAAAUCACUUGUUUGCGAAGUAUUUUUUCGAUAAGAGAUUUUAAAUAUUCCGGAUUCUAAAAACCCACAUUUGUGGGAUUGUGAAAUAGCUGAUGACCAUAAGCUAUUUUGAAAUCUCUCAAUAUUUUACCAAUUUGUUCCAUAUAUACCCAUGCUUUUUUCUGAAAAUCCAAAUGUACCCUUCUUCUAGGGAGUUGAUAAAGGUCGUCCUAACAAUUACUAAUGAUCGUCCUAAAAAACAACAAAGUUACACUUUUAACCUUUUGACAUCUUUACCUUUCCUUUAGCAAACAAACACCACAUUCACCGUCGGGACACACUAUUUCCGCCUUCUUCUUCUUCUCCUUAACCUUACGUGGAUUUUUUUCUUCAUUUUCUUUUCUACCGGUCGCUGUAAGUCUACAAGCACGACCUUCCAUUCUUCCUUCCGUUUUUUCUUCCAUUCUUUUCUUAUUCAUGUACGGUUUGCCUAUUCCAUGUCCAGACAUCUUCAAAAAAAAAAAAAAGAUUUACAAUUAAUGAUAAUCAAAUGCAUUAACAUUUUCUGAUAAUUUUCUCUAAUUUUUUUGUAGUUUUUUGAUAAUUUAUUAACAUUAAUUACAACUUUCUUAGUGAUUUCUUCUAAUUUCGGCUACUUUUUAAUUUUCCUAUUAUUUCUAAUAUGUUUUUUAAAUUAAUUACAAAUUUACAGAUUAUAUUUCUGAAUUUUAAUACUCUUUAAAAUUUUCAAAUAAUUUUUAAUAAAUUUUUAUACAUUAUUCACAAUAUUUUUUUCAUAAUUGAAUUCAUAAAACUAUUCGAAUAUAAUUUUUAUAAUUAAUUAUAAACUGUACAACUUAUUUAUAAUUAACUACAAUUUAUUUCUUAUUUCUUAAUUUAGAAUAUUUAAUAACAAUUUUUAUUAAUUAAUUGCAUUAAAAUAAUUUAAAUACAAAACCAACCGAAAAUUGACCAAGGUUUGACCAUGGGUCAACCGAAAGUUGACUUCGGUUUGACCAUGGCUAAACCGAAAACUGACUUCGGUUUGACCGAAGGCCAACCGAACGUUGACCUCGGUUUGACCGAGGGCCAACCGAACGUUGACCUCGGUUUGACCGAGGGCCAACCGAACGGCGGCUUCGGUCGUCGAAGGGAGGGCGUCGAAGGGAGGAGGGAGCUGACCUUCUCCGGCGAGUGGGGUUUGACGGCGCUGUUGGCGAAGACGGCGACUGCUGGCGCUGUUGGCAACGAUGGCGACGGCGAGUGGGGUGCGGCGCGACGAGGUGGACUGACGGCGCGCGACUCCCCUCCGACGGCGUGGGUUGCGGCGGCGGACUACGCUGCAGACUGACGCGACUCCAGCAGCGUGGGUUGCCGCGGCGGACGGCUCCGGCGAGGUGGGUUGCGGCGGCUGCUCUGCUGCCUGCGGCGGCUUCCUUUUGUCGGGGGAGAGUUGUCUGUCGGGGGAGAGGAAGUGGGGGAAGGGGUUGUUUGUUUAGGGUUUGUUUUUGAAUUUUAGAAAGGGUAAUUCAGUAAAUUACGUAUUAAGUU